CACACACUUCUUUUAACAGUCUCUUCUGUGAUGAUCGACGGUCCCGUUGACCAUCUCUCUCCUCCAGAGCGCACCCCGUGAGCGCAUCCUUCACCAAUAACAGAGACAAGAGGCGCAGAGAUGCCGAGCGGAUUCCCUAACUCUUUUCUGCAUCUCUCCAUCAUUCUGCUAGCCUGUGGAUGCUGAAGGCGAAGACGCGGACGUGUAUUAUUUAUAGUCGCAUGCAAUAGAGGGAGUGGGUGUUUUCGCAGGGUCAUUUCUGUAAAGAAGUGACGCGAGCGGCGUGACGUUCAGUUGGCAACACCGAUAACUUUCAUGCCAAGUGCCUUUCACGGUGGGGGAAACGCAGGAAUGAGAUAAUUGUAGGCGUAUUAAAAGUGAGGGUUAUCAUGUCGUGCAGGAGAAACUGGGGUGUUUAUUAGGGUUUGGUGCUCGCACUUGUCUGGGAUGGGUAUCGAAACGUUGCGCGCAUCGUCUCAGUGGAUCAGACAGUGAUCGACAAACUUCACAUCAAACCAGUUUGGCUGAGAGGAUAGGAUUUAUGAACCUGUGGUCCAGGUGGAUUAUCUGUGUUUAUUUGGGAUUUUUUGAAUGAGACCAUGAGGGGCGCGAGGAGAAGUUUCACGACGUUGGUCUUGGAGAGUUGCAAACCCAAGUUGAGCGCAGAUGAUGUCGAAACGGAUUUGAACCUUACACUUGCAGACUCACAAAGAGAGAACGCGCCGAACGGUUUCAAUGCAAUAAACAGGCUUUUGGUUUUAAAGGAAUGAGUAAAUAACGCACUGCUGUUCAACUGUGGAAAUACGUGGAGAUGCGCAAUAUCGGUGGACUGUGAUUCAACGAUGCACCCGGACUACACGUGCAUUUAUCGCAGAAUGUGAUUGGAGGGGAUUUUUAAAAAGUCAUGUCUCUGCCGAAACGACAUGAAGUUAGAAAUAUCACAGUUAGAAAUAUACAAUAAUCCUCACGCUGGUAUAUCAGGGUAAUGGAGAUGGACAACACAUGUGUUUCUGCUACUUUUACUUACAGCUUUAGUAUCAGAAACAUUGGCAUACAGCAUCAAAGUCUUUGCGUUUGAAAUGCAAAGAAUGGCGCACAAAUACUUCUACACAAAAGCUAAAAAUGCGCUGAGCUGACUUGAGUUAUAUGAUAACAGUUGAGAAUCACUGAAGCUCCGGAUGACUGACGCGUCAACAGGUGACCAAGAUUCAGAAUGCCAGUACUGGUAUGAGAGCUGAUCCUGUGAGCUGGUCCCGUGGGUUUACUGUCAACCCUCUUCGCUUCCUUCUUCUCCUGUCCCGCUUCUCGCCGUCCACAUGCAGGCAAAGAAGCGAUACCUGCUGGUAUCCGUGGGGGCCUGUACCCUGCUACUAGCCUACCUGUGGGGCAUCCAGAUGGGUGAGUUCCAGAACCAGGAGAGUGCCGAGCUUUACAGAGUCUCCCACGUUCCUGGUAUCCAACCCCGGACACCUCACUGGCCGGAAUCGGUGGAGCCUCCCCGGCAGACGUACCUGGGCGAGGCCGAGCAGGAGGAGGACGGGCCCCUGCUCCUUCAUCAGCACACGUCUCCACGUGAGAGGCGAGAAAUCCAGAAGAACAUCUACAAGAGCCGACGAUGUCGCAUGGAGACCUGCUUUGACUUCCGGCGCUGCGAGCGGGGCUUUAAAAUCUACGUCUACCCCCCGCAGAAAAGCGAAGCACCCUCGGAAAGCUACCAGAAGAUUCUGGCGGCCAUCGAGGAGUCGCGCUUCUACACGACAGACCCUAAUGAGGCCUGCCUGUUUGUGCUCAGCAUAGACACUUUGGACAGGGACCAGCUGUCCUCUCAGUACGUCCAGAACGUCCGAGCCAGGAUUCAAAGCCUCGCUCUGUGGUACGAGGGGAGGAACCAUCUCAUUUUUAACCUGUACUCCGGCACGUGGCCCGAUUACACGGAGGAGCUGGGCUUUGAUAUCGGCCAAGCCAUGUUGGCCAAGGCCAGCGCGGACACGGACAACUUCAGGCCGCACUUUGACGUGUCCCUCCCGCUGUUCUCCAAAGACCAUCCUCAGAAUGGAGGAGAUAAAGGUUAUCUGACACUUAAUAAUGUGCCUCCCUCACGGAAAUACUUGCUGGUCUUCAAAGGGAAGAGGUAUCUGACCGGUAUCGGUUCUGAAACCAGAAAUGCUUUGUAUCAUAUACAUAACAGGGAUGAUAUCGUUUUAUCGACUACCUGCAAACACGGAAAAGACUGGGAGAAACAUAAGGAUGCAAGGUGCGACCGAGACAAUGAGGAAUACACAAAGUAA
This is a messenger RNA of Triplophysa rosa, 2288 nucleotides long. Its product is annotated as exostosin-1. The transcript is spliced from 2 exons. Gene Ontology annotation, cellular component: Golgi apparatus. The record is from RefSeq and is a predicted model, not a curated record. The coding region runs from base 1317 to 2288 and encodes 323 amino acids. Gene Ontology annotation, molecular function: glucuronosyltransferase activity; acetylglucosaminyltransferase activity. NCBI's taxonomy places the organism in Eukaryota, Metazoa, Chordata, Actinopteri, Cypriniformes, Nemacheilidae.